CACUUCACGACAGUCACGCCUAGACAUCAGACGUGUCUCGGGAGGGCGCAGAGAGUAAAUCCCAGUAAAUCCUCGAGUGAUCAUCCCGGGAAAUCCCCGAGUGUAAUCCCUUGCAUGCAACCAAGAGGACGAUUGUUUCCCGCACUGUUGAACAUCGUGGAGGUUAGUCAGCUGAUAGCCUCACUGAGGUCGCAGUUGCCAGCCACCACAUAGGGACCAGACCACAGAGCAGUCAGUCACCGCGCUGGCCUGAGUAAUUGCGCAUCGUUGUGUAAGCCGUGCAACGCACUUCUAGCUCCCCAAACCCUCUUAAUAUCAUGGCCAGCAUUUCCUGGAAGCCUGUGGAAGGGCCGCUCGGAGAGGAGCUGAGGAAGACCCUGUCAGCGAGCUACGGGGACUUCGUGGAGGUCCAUCCAGGCCACUUGGUGCUCUCCAUCUACCACAAAGAUUGGUACCAGCGCCAAUUGGAUUUCCCCAUCAAGAAAGAUGACGUGUGGGUGAUCACUUAUCCCAAGUCAGGGACUACAUGGAUGCAAGAGGUGACAUGGUGUGUGGUGAUGGGCAUCGACCACCCGCAGAUCUCCCUCCCCCUCAUGAUGAGGUUCCCCUUCUUUGAGUGGGAUUCCAUGAUACCCCCUGACUUUAUGGACAAAAAACUUUGUGCUGAUGACCCUUGCCUGCCAGGAAACACAUGGAAAAUUAUGGCCAACAUGUCCUCCCCACGAACCAUCAAGAGCCACCUGCAAGUGCCUCUGCUGCCCAAGCAAAUGUGGGAGGUCAAGCCAAAGAUAAUCUAUGUAUGCCGUGAUCCCAGGGACGUGUGUAUCUCUUACUAUUUCCACUCCGUCAAGCUAGAUGGCUACAAAAAAGAGCUUUCAGACUUUGUAGAGCUCUUUUUGGCUGACAUGGUGCCCUUUGCACCCUUCUGGUCACAUAUUCUGGACUUCUGGAGGAGAAGAGAUCAAGAAAACAUAUUGUUUGUGAGGUUUGAAGAUAUGAAGGAGGAUUUGCCAAGUGUGGUGCAGAAGGUGGCAGAUUUCUUGGGCAAGCAGCUGAGUGCAGAGGAAGUGAUGAAGAUUGCUGACCAUUGUUCAUUUGGAAGCAUGAGUAAAAAUAAAGCAGUCAACAAUGAGAGUAUUGCUGCUCCAGAAAGUGAAAAAGCUAAAGGACUAAAGUUCAUGAGGAAAGGAAAGGUGGGUGACUGGAAGAACCACUUGACUGACACCCAGAUCAAGGCCUUCAAGGAGUGGACAUUCAAGCACCUGGAAGGAUCAGACUUCCCUUACUACCAGGACUAUGAGUGAACCCAACUUAUUGCUGGAGCUGCUACCCAUCUAUGAUCAAGCUGAAAGUUAUCACUAAUUAAAAAAACAUGGAAGUGUUGCAUUGCCAAUUGAUAAAAGAGAAAAUUAAGUGCUAUAACAUGCCAGAAUAAUUGCUGUCUGAACCCUAAUGCAGGCUUCUUUCCAGCAACAGCCAUCAAGGAGGGUAUUUACUUAGUCCAUAUACUGACUAAAGCCACGGUUGUGAAGUCAACUUUAGGGAUUUGAGAAUGCUCAAUGAAUGCUCAAAUAAAUAUUUUAUUGAUUAUUUAACAUGUAGGAAUGAAGUUCUUAGCUCACUUGAAUGGACUAGAACAUUACAAAAAAACUGAUAAUAAAUAAGAAUAAAAGUGUACAUCAACUUUAAUUACAUCAACAUUGUUUCCACAAACUAUGCUGAGUGAGUGCACAGGUCUGAGUUUAUUUGAGGCAAUGAGUUUGUUAAGUUAUAAUAGCCAGCCAUUUAUUUAGUAAUUCCAAGUGGUCAUUUAUGAAAUGCUCAAAGAAAGGUGAGAUACAGAUGAGUGUCAAGACCACACACAGUCAUAGCCUGUGCUCCCACCUUCACUUUUUUAGGAACAUGGAAACAAAUAAGAGGUUUUAUGUUGUCAGCUUCUGAGAGAAAUCAUCAGCAUCUCAGAAUCCAACAGUACCCAUCAGCUGCUCACAGAAGACCCAAGAUAAGCUGUUACAAAUCUUGUUAUAUCCAGUGAAAACAGGAUAGCACAGUACAGCCAAUAUAACAUUCAGUAAUGGAAACAUCAAUGAAAGGUGGAGGUCUGAGGCUGAAGUAACCUCAAGUUGAGUGACCUGUAAGUAAUGUCUUAAUGAGAUAUGCAUCACAUUUUUCCUUCAACCAGAAACAAGUAUCACAUACCCGUGUGCUACGUGAAUGUAAUGAAAACAAUAACAUGAAAAAUAUUCUCCUGUACACCCUGGGACAGCCUAAUUGUUCGAGCAAUAAUUUUCCAAGUGUUUAAACAAAA
This is a messenger RNA of Scylla paramamosain (green mud crab), 2308 nucleotides long. Its product is annotated as luciferin sulfotransferase-like. Gene Ontology annotation, cellular component: cytoplasm. The transcript has 9 exons. The record is from RefSeq and is a predicted model, not a curated record. Bases 318 to 1304 code for a protein of 328 amino acids. Gene Ontology annotation, molecular function: sulfotransferase activity. Gene Ontology annotation, biological process: sulfation. NCBI's taxonomy places the organism in Eukaryota, Metazoa, Arthropoda, Malacostraca, Decapoda, Portunidae.